GAAUAUAAUAGCUAUUAUCAAUAUUUUUCAUUCGAGAUGCUACCUGCCUUAACGUCCUACUUGAAAAAAUCAUGUCAACCGUUACCAGAAGUAGAAAAACUGUUUUCCACAUUCCAAAUAAAAUCAGUGUAACAGAAACGGGUUACUUUUAAGUAGCACAGUAUAUAUAAAAUUAAUCUCUGUUGAUGAAAAUAAAUAUAACUAUAACUUUAUUAAUGCAAAGUGAAUCAUUGGAAGCAUACACGGCACGAGAUAAUCGAAGUCAUUCGUGACUUACAUAUCAGGCAGGUCGUCCUUGUUCAUUCUUUGACGAUUUUAUCUACAGUGUACUUCGCAAUAUGAACGUGAACAAUGACACUUCUUUCAAAACUUUGGGGGAUAUGUUUUACCAUUGCCUCCACAGAGAUAAAAUUUUCCAGUAUUUGGAUGAUAUAAAUGAAACGACAACCUAUUCAGAUGUGUUACAAUGGAGUAUUAGGACGGCUGUCAAACUAAAAAAAAUGGGAAUUUCACGAAAAGAUAUAGUUAGUUCGUGUACGCACAAUCAAAAAUACACUCCAGUACCUUUCAUCGCCACUCAAUUUCUAGGAGCAAUAUGCAACAGCUUUGAUCCAAACUUAUCCCACUUAGAUACCAUUCAUCUCCUCAAACUCAUUGAACCAAAAAUCCUAUUUGUCGCUGAAGAAUCUUUAGCUUUUAUGGAAAGUUGUUUGGAAAAAGCUGGUGUGAAGACAGAAAUUGUUGUUUUUGGACCAUGCAAAAAAUAUAGACAAUUUUCAGAGUUUAUUGAGCCUAGCGAAGAAGAAAACUCCUUCCAAAUCGAAAAGGUACAAAAUGAUUCUGAUACGGCAGUAAUAUUUUUCAGUAGUGGAACUACUGGUCUACCCAAAGGAAUAUGCUUAAAUCACAAAGCUCUGAUCAAAUCAUCCGGAACAGUUGGAGUAUUAGGUAACGCUAAAGAUAAGAAUACUGUGAUUAUGACGUAUACCACUCUUUAUUGGAUCAGUGCAGUAUUUUCUUUACUCAGAUCUGUAAGGUUUGGCUAUUCUUGUGUUAUAAGAGUCAAAUUUGAUCCGGAAUAUACAUGGAGAUUAAUUGACAAAUACAAGAUAUCUACAAUGUUUUUAGCGCCAUACCAUGCUAUAGAUUUUGUCAAACAUAAGCCUGCCGAUGUUGAUGCAAGUAGUCUAGAUAGUUUUCUAGUGGGAAGUUGUGCUGUCCCUUUGAAAUUAAUGACAUCGCUUUUCGAAAUAUUGCCCCAAGCGAAAAUUGUCCAGGGUUAUGGUCAAACUGAAGCUGGAUCUUUAAUUACCAUGUUCAAUGUUACUUCACCUGAAGAAUAUGCUUUGCAACUCAAGAAGCCCCUAUCCUGUGGGAAAAUGUUGAAAGGUUUUCAGUGGAAAAUUGUUGAUACCGAAACGGAGAAAGUUCUUGGACCAAAUCAAAGAGGAGAGUUGAGAGUUAAAUUUGAUGGUUAUCUGAUGAACGGCUACUACAAAAUGGACUCUUCUUCAGCUUUCGAUUCAGAAGGAUACUUAAAAACUGGCGAUAUUAUGUACUAUGAUGAUGACGAAUGCUUUUACGUUGUUGGUAGAAUCAAAGAAAUAUUUAAAUACAGAGGAUGGCACAUUCUACCUAAUCUCAUAGAAGAUAUAAUACUAUCUCAUCCUGCUGUUAAAGAAGCAGCUGUAAUUGGAGUACCCCAUGAAAUUGAUGGAGAGCAUGCUAUGGCGGUGGUUGUACUAUUUGAUGAAUACGAUAAGAACUGUGGAAAGGAAAUCGAAGAAUUUGUAAAUGAAAAAGUUGCUGAUAGCCAAAAGUUGCGAGCGGGCGUUAAAAUAGUAGAUUAUAUUCCAAAAACGACGACUAAUAAAAUUAGACGUAAUGAUCUGCGGAAGAUGAUAGGAGCAAUCAAAAAUGGCAUGAGCGUCUACAUAAAUUGGAAUGAUAAAUCUGUAUAAAAUCCAAAUACUUUCACUUUGAACAGCUUAUAAUUGGCUAAUCAGAAAAUGAAUGGCAUUCUCUAUCGACAAAUUCUCAAACGAUUAAGCGUUAUCAAGUCAAAAUCUGAUAAUUUUGGACGUAACUCUCGUUGUUUUCAAAAUAUUCUUAUUUUGGUGAGACCUGCCUCUGCGAGAAUUGGAAAAAAAAUUACUGAAAACUUCAAACUUAUGUUGUAAAGUUAUUUUGAAAUUAAAUUCAAAAAUGCCUGGAUUCAGUUUCAUUAGAAACAGUAUAAGUUGUAAGUAUAAGUAUAACUAAACCACCGCAUCUUUAUAGAAAUAUUAGCAGUUGGUUGCGAUAUUCAUGCUCAGCUCAUCAUUUCAGUGAGUACAACUUAACAAUUUUUUUUAACCUGUAAAAAAUUAUUUUUGCUUAAAAAUCUGUAAUAUACUCUUAAUCAACGAUUCUUAUUGAAAAUAUAAUAUCAAUGUACCUAAUACAUUUAGUUAAUUGUACAAUUUCUCAAUAAACACUUUCGACUA
Molecule: messenger RNA, 2486 nt
Organism: Diorhabda carinulata
Lineage: Eukaryota; Metazoa; Arthropoda; Insecta; Coleoptera; Chrysomelidae
Exons: 6
Coding region: 339-1961 (540 amino acids)
Biological process (GO): long-chain fatty acid metabolic process; fatty-acyl-CoA biosynthetic process
Molecular function (GO): long-chain fatty acid-CoA ligase activity
Source: RefSeq, a predicted model, not a curated record